Lytechinus pictus (painted urchin) is the source of this 4712-nucleotide messenger RNA. RefSeq lists its product as uncharacterized. The coding region runs from base 1 to 2544 and encodes 847 amino acids. Gene Ontology annotation, cellular component: CatSper complex; cilium. The transcript is spliced from 14 exons. The record is from RefSeq and is a predicted model, not a curated record. NCBI's taxonomy places the organism in Eukaryota, Metazoa, Echinodermata, Echinoidea, Temnopleuroida, Toxopneustidae.
AUGCAACCCCCUGGCUCCAACCUGAUGAUAUACCGGUCCUAUGACAGUGUUAGCUUUCAUCUUCUUGUCACCUUGCCUCCUGGUGAUUACAUAACAACCUGCGCUACUAGUAUUACCCAUCAUACCACUGUCUUCCUGUCGGAGCAUGACAACCUCUACAUUGCUAAAACAGGUAUUGGUGAUCGCAUCAUCAAAGCAACGGGGAGUAUUGACGUUCAUCACCCAUUAGUUCUACUCAUCAAUCAUCUUGGUGAUGUCUAUACUGCUGGUCUUGACCACCAUCAAACAUGGGUUCAACCUGUCGAUAUCAACACUUAUAUUAAGGAGGCAUCUAUCCCUCUCCAGGCUCCAAUCACCAUCCAGCAUAUCACUGCUACAAGAUUUAUGCUCUGGCAAGAACAAGAUGAUCACCAUGGUGAAAAAGAGGAGGAGGAGGAGGAUCACCAUGGUGAUGAGGAGGAGGAGGAAGAAGAAGAUCACCAUGGUGAUGAAGAGGAGGAGGAGGAAGAAGAAGAUCACCAUGGUGAUGAAGAGGAGGAGGAGGAAGAAGAAGAAGAUCACCAUGGUGAAGAAGAGGAGGAGGAGGAGGAAGAAGAAGAUCACCAUGGUGAAGAAGAGGAGGAGGAGGAGGAAGAAGAAGAAGAUCACCAUGGUGAAGAAGAGGAGGAGGAGGAGGAAGAAGAAGAAGAUCACCAUGGUGAAGAAGAGGAGGAGGAGGAAGAAGAAGAAGAAGAAGAUCACCAUGGUGAAGAAGAAGAGGAGGAGGAGGAGGAAGAAGAAGAAGAAGAUCACCAUGGUGAAGAAGAGGAGGAGGAGGAGGAGGAAGAAGAAGAUCACCAUGGUGAAGAAGAGGAGGAGGAGGAAGAAGAAGAUCACCAUGGUGAAGAAGAGGAGGAGGAGGAAGAAGAAGAUCACCAUGGUGAAGAAGAGGAGGAGGAAGAAGAAGAUCACCAUGGUGAAGAAGAGGAGGAGGAAGAAGAAGAAGAUCACCAUGGUGAAGAAGAAGAGGAAGAGGAAGAAGAAGAUCACCAUGGUGAAGAAGAGGAGGAGGAAGAAGAAGAAGAUCACCAUGGUGAAGAAGAGGAGGAGGAAGAAGAAGAAGAUCACCAUGGUGAAGAAGAGGAGGAGGAGGAGGAAGAAGAAGAUCACCAUGGUGAAGAAGAAGAGGAAGAGGAGGAGGACCAUGGGGAUGAAGAGGAGGAGGAAAUCAAUGUUCUCAAUAAGACAGCAGUUGGACAGGAAGUAGUUGGAAGUGGUGUCAGCCUUCUGAUAACCAACAUGAGACAGUUGUCUGGAGGAACGCGAGUUGCCAUGGCAACUUCUCAAGAACCCAGUAUUCAGAAAAACAUGAAAACACCGGAUAUAGCAGAGAAUGUUGAGGGCCUACUUCUAAAGGAGUCACCAUGUCAGCAUGUGAUGACCCCGCAUCCCAGCGUUGCCGAGCGACCAACCAGGUUCAUGGAUGUAGGGGAUACAUUCACCUUCCAUAUCUCUGCAAGCUAUGUGGGAGAGAUUCGUCAGACUGAGAAGGCUAUGUUAUCGGUACAAGUGACCAAUCCAUAUCUGAUCCAUGUUCAGAUCAUACGUACAUAUAACAGAUACGGCAUGGAAACAGCUAUCAUCACAGUUACUCACAAAAUACACAAUAAAGGUAUUACAGCUAUAUUGAUAAGUAUCCCUUCAGCCUCUCUUCGUUGUAACUCUGUCUCCUUCACAUUGACCAUACAUUGUACCUGUCCAUUGACAAAGAGACUUCAUUUUGUCUAUGAUCCACCUGUCACGGCACAAGAAUACCUCUAUGGCUCACCAGUCAACAGAAAGAACCAGUCCCUUCUUGCUACCUUAGGUGUAAACUAUAGACCACCAUCGGGAAUGGGUAUCGCUGUUCCACUUACCAAAAACAUGUACAAUGCUGACCCUAGUCAACCUAGACGCAACGACCGUUAUCAAGUAUCAAAGGAAAGUGGUUUUUACAAGCAGUGUGCAGGCAAGAAGACUAGAGAGGAAUGUGAGUGUACCGAGGAGAUGAGAUUAUCAUCUUUGGAACUCUUCACAGACUGCAGAGAAAAGGUAUAUCGCAUCACGUACACAGAGGCCCUGUACCCACGUCUUGUUAUCAGCGAAAGGGGUAAAAAAGAUCAAGUCUUAUCUGACCCUUACAUACUUACCAUCAUCGAAGUUAACAACAGGGAUGAUUUCCUCAUUGAAGCUGCCCGGGUGGAGUACAUGCCAGAGAUUGCUGAGAUUGUUGGUAUUACUAUCACACAGCUUCACAGUCCUAAUCAACUUGUCAUAAAAUUCCUUGCUACAGAGCUAUACCAUUUCAGAAUGACUGUGAUUGAUGGUUUCUCAUACUGUAUCCUGGAAGAUGAAUUUCAGAUCUUUGUGGACAGAGCGCCUCUACCGGGGUUAUCUCAGAUGAUCAUCUUUGCUACAGUCAGUGUUCUGAUGGGAGCUGCAGUAUUUAUCAUCUACCUCAAACACAUCAGAAAAACACAUAUCCACCGAACUCGAUCCAAUAUGGCACUGUUUGAAGGAAAUUGAACCCUAUUGUCCAUGACUGCAAUUGUGAAAAUAAAGUGUUUUUUAAUCAUCUUGAUUUUGCCAACAAAUUCACAAUACUCAGGGGGUGUUACAAAAGUGUGACUAAAAGUUGAACGUUACCCUGAGGUAAAGUAUGUGCGGAUUAUAAAAUAGGUGUAUUAUAUCAAGCAUCGCGAUUGGCCAAUACGCGUCACAUGACAUCCAACUUUUUUUGUGCACUGCACGGCUGUGCAAAAGGUGCGCAACGAAAAUUGACAUUGCACGCUCAAGCAAACCAGUGUGGUAGAAGUCCAACAAAACUGUACUGUAACUUUUAAAAAAAUUGUUUCUGUGUUGCUAUUUUAUAAAACAAAUAAUGCACUUGCUCUGUCGUGCGUAAAAGUAAAUGCAGAGAAAGCUCGGUUUCUUCAGAUGGAGCACACUGGGCACUCGCCGCCAGCGGCUCGUGCACAGUGCGGCACCUAUCUAAAGAAACCUCGCAUGCUCUGCAUUUCCACUAACGCACUCGGCUGCAUGCAUUAUUUGUAUAAUAUAACAUGUCACUGCAUUGGUCAAAUCAUUAUUAUUAUUAUCCACCAGGUUGCACGUUAGAUAAGAUGUGCGCGAUAGCAUUUAAUAAGCAUGACUCUAAGUCACAUUUAUCCUUUUGUGAAAUGCCCCCCCCCCCCCAGUGUUUAUUGUAAUAUGAUUGAUUAAUUAGAUGCAUUAAUAUGUCUUGGUUUCACUGACAUAAGGAUGUAAUUCAGUUUUUGUCCAUUUCAAUAUUUUGUUAUUGAUAACGCAGAUAUUAAAUUCUAUGGAACAUUAGUUUAAGUACCUAUUCUGCUAAUAAAGCAAGAAAGCACCUGAUAACAGCCCAGUAGGGCAUACUCUGUUGACAUACAAACAGCCUUCAUUUUACAACUAUCUGCUUGGUAGAAAAUAAUAAGAUAUCUCUUUUCACCAAAUUACUGUUGUUUUAAAGUCCUUUUAAUUGCAAACCCUCAAUCUGUGUUUCUUCACAAACACAAUUUGUAAGGUAUUGCAAAUAUGAAUGAGCAAUUCUUAUUAGUUCCCGGGUGUGUAUUUUGAACAAAAGGCACAUGAACUUAAUUGGCCACUACUGUUUUCCAAUUAAUUGCAAACCUGUGUCUUACAGAGCUCUGUUGUAUUGGUAAAAGUGUUGACCUUUAGAUCAUGAUAUUUGUCUAUCAAAGUAAAAUAUCUUUUCUUCUCUCUUUAAUUAUUAUUUUUAAUAUUGUAUUUCAACAUUUCAUGUAUAUUCAAUUAACUGCUGGUUUAGCUUACCUAAGCAAAGAAAAAUAAGUUUUAUGAAAAAGUUUUUUAAAUAUGCAAUUUAAACAUUCUUGCCAUUCGUAUUUGCAAGUGAAAUUAAGUUAAUUUCAAUUUUGCCUUAAUGUACAUAAUGUGUAUGUAUAGGUGUAUUCAUUGUCAUAUUUGAUUUUGGAUAUUGUUCCCAUAUGUAAGACAUGAUUAAUUAAGUCCUUCUACAAGCUUUUUCUGUAAAAUAUACCAUAAUUUGUCUCAAGAAAAAAAUGUUAAUGAAAAUGUUUUUUUAUUGCUAUUUCAUUCUGUCAUUUAUGUAUGCAAGUUGAAUUGUGUGUUUUUUUUUGGAAAUAUGACCUGAAAUAAAUUCAAAAUUUAUGUACAUGUAUGAAUAUUUCUUUUUGUUGAAUAAUGAUGAAUCAUAUUUCAAAUUUGUAGAUAAUAUUUUGAUGCACAAAGUCUGGAUUUAUUCAGGCUCUCUUAAAAAUGAAUUGCCAGUAAUAAUUCUAUUGCAAUUAUAUUGAAUCCUGAGAGGAAGUACGUCCAUGUUAAUAUUUAUAUGCCUCAUUUGGAAAUCAGGGUCAUGUUUUAUAAACACUUGUUCUAAUAACAAAUGCACAAUUUCUCGAACAGGUUUACUAUCUACCAAUCAAAUAUAAUUAUUUCAGUAGCUUUAAACUGUUAUUGCAAGUUUGUUAUUGCAAUAUGUUUUAUGAAACAGGCCUAAAGUUAGAAAUACACAACUUUCAUAAGGAUAAGAUUCAUUUGCUUUUGCUGAAAUUCACAAACAUUCUAUCAUAUUCCUUUAUAUCAUAAUAUGAAAAUUUUCUUAUGAACUUGACUGGUAUAGGUUUAUUUGGGGAUUUUGCUAUUGAUAAUAAAUUUUGAAAAACAGUUUUAAA